Messenger RNA from Asparagus officinalis (garden asparagus), 1681 nucleotides. RefSeq names its product aconitate hydratase, cytoplasmic-like. The record is from RefSeq and is a predicted model, not a curated record. NCBI's taxonomy places the organism in Eukaryota, Viridiplantae, Streptophyta, Magnoliopsida, Asparagales, Asparagaceae. Gene Ontology annotation, molecular function: 4 iron, 4 sulfur cluster binding; aconitate hydratase activity. The transcript has 6 exons. Gene Ontology annotation, cellular component: cytosol; mitochondrion. The coding region runs from base 782 to 1252 and encodes 156 amino acids. Gene Ontology annotation, biological process: citrate metabolic process; tricarboxylic acid cycle.
AUUGCUGUUUACAAGCCAGAACUUGGAAUCACUUGUUGGAUUAGUAGCAGAAAUAUGAACUAUUUUACAGAAAAACAACAAUGUCGUGUUCAACUUCCUGUCCUCUGAUUGUGCUACAAAGGUGUUCCUGUUUCCUCAGGAUCGAAUACAUAGAGGACCCAAGCAGGGAGCUCAGAUAUUGAGUUGCAGAGAGGCGAGAAUUCUGAUACCGAUAAAAGCGAUAAUCCAGAUUCCAAAUACUCCAACAGUAUAAGGAACAGGCUACCUUCAUACAAAUGAGAUGUACUUGAAGACUCUUCGAGGUAAUUCAAGUCUACUUGCUCUCAUUCUUUUGUAACCGCUUCGUCCUUUUGGUUACAACUGAUCUGACACUCAAACUGAAGGCUUUACUGCUGCUCAAACCCAGAUUUUAGACAGCAGCAGGCAAACAACUGUAUUUUUCAUCCAUAUUUUCUUUUUUUUAUUGUUUAAGUGUACCUACGGUGUAUUCGAAAGUGCUCUAGACUCUAUGUACAGUUUGUAGAUCUUUGAAAGAUUGAUUCUUUUAAUGACUUGGACCUGUUUUAGAUUGCUUGAUUAUCAUGUGAUAGCAUGAAUAACCCUUAAUGCCAAGUUAUAGUACUUUAUCUGAUAUUGAGCUCAAAGUCAGGCUAAUCUUUUUAAUUACAUCUCAGAGAGCAUUUUGAUGCUUUAUCUUAAUGUACUACAGAGAAUUGGUGUAUGUCAGGUAUCAAGACACAUCUUUACCUGAUUGGUAAUUCUACUGAAGGCAAUUGUGUUUAUGCUGAUGAGGACUUACUGGAUGCUCUACUCGGUUCUGCGUGGGAAGAUUGUUCAUGGAAAGGUUCCUGUGGAUCUUGUUAUUGAUCACUCAGUACAGAUUGAUGUGGCAAGAUCAGCGAAUGCAGUUCAGGCAAAUAUGGAACUUGAGUUUCAACACAACAAGGAAAGAUUUGGAUUUUUAAAAUGGUGUUCCAAUGCAUUCAAUAAUAUGCUUGUUGUCCCAAAAGGGUCUGGUAUUGUCCACCAUAUGAACUUGGAAUACAUUGGACGAGUUGUUUUUAACAAUGAAGGAAUGCUUAACCCUGACAGUGUUGUUGGUACUGAUUCCCACACAACUAUGAUAGAUGGGUUAGGUGUUGCUGGCUGGGGAGUUGGCGGAAUAGAUGCGGAAGCUGCAAUGCUUGGCCAGGGAGGAUAUGUGGGAAAGGGCAUAAAACAACAGUAUAUAUUUUCCUAUUUAUCAUUUUGAAGACAAUGAUUGCCUGAUAUUUCUUCGGCACAAUCAACUCUCUGCACGGUAUAGGACUUUCAAUUACAUCUCCCAGAUGAAUUAGAGGACAACUUAUAGAUUUAUUUCCUCAAAACUCAAAAGGUGCAUCAAGGGAUCAAUUGGCUUGACAGCAUGCUUGGGCUUUCGGCUUAUCUUGUGGAAAGCGUACUUUCAAGGUACUAUUGAAGACAUCCAAUUCAAGAAGAAAUCGACGGAUAACCUCUAACAUUGUAUUACUCAUCUCAAAUGUAAUAUUAAUCAUUCAUUUUAGUAGCUUUAGUCAGUCAUCGAGUGGAACAUUUGUAUUGAGAGCAAGACUGAUAAUGCAUAUAUAAUGUUUGGACGCUUACAUCACAGUGAAAGCAACUGCCUAAAUAUAGAGGAAAAAAAUGCAUUGUUGGUAGAUGA